Molecule: messenger RNA, 897 nt
Organism: Papaver somniferum (opium poppy)
Lineage: Eukaryota; Viridiplantae; Streptophyta; Magnoliopsida; Ranunculales; Papaveraceae
Product: gibberellin-regulated protein 9-like
Exons: 4
Coding region: 275-670 (131 amino acids)
Source: RefSeq, a predicted model, not a curated record
AAGCAUUCAGCAAGGCUGUUAACAAUUUGUCUCCUGCAUUUUCUUUAAAUUUUCACUUGCAGUUUCAAAUAAAAAGCCUGUAAAGAAGACUCUAUAGCUAACCUUCUUCACAUGCAUGUGAACCAUCUUCUUUCACAUGAUUCUUAGUUGCCAAAAGCUAUUAUAAAACCCGUCUCUUUCUCGACAGCUUUCUUUUUCGCUUAUAAAUCUCGAGAUGUCCUAAGGUUUUCUUAUUAUUCACUGUGCACUACUUUUUAGUUAUCUAUCCAUAAUCAUGCAUACCAUGAAGCUCCUUUCGUCUAUACUUCUCAUCUUCCUUUUUCUACAGGUUUUUGCGGAUGCAUCAUUUCUUGAACCUCUCUCUUCUGAUUCUGUGGAUAAUGUGAAGGAGACUGGCGACAUUGCUGAUAGUCACAAGACUCAUCACCACAAAAAAAAUCACCAUCACCACAAAAAAAUUCACCAUUAUCAUAAGCAGCCGAAAAUCAAUUGCAAAUUUGCAUGCUCAAAGAGAUGCAUGAAAUCGUCGCGAAAGAAUGUAUGCAGUAGAGCUUGUGGAACAUGUUGUGAACGAUGCCACUGUGUUCCACCAGGUACCUAUGGGAACACAAAAGUAUGCCCUUGCUAUGCAAAGCUCAAAACUCAUGGAAACAAAGCCAAAUGCCCUUGAAAAUUUCAUCAGAUGAAUUCCUUAAGUCUCUCUUUAUCCAUUAUUUUAUUAUCAUAAAAUAAAAGGGAGACCCUGAACUAUGUUUUAUUUAGAUUAUGUCGUUUCAUUCUCUUAUGUACUAGAAGCAACAACUACUAGAUCCUAAUGGUGUGUAAUUUAUUCAUUGUCUCAGAGUCAGAGUUUCUACUGAAAUUUAUGAAUAAAAAAUAUAUUUAUUUAUUUCAUGA